Molecule: messenger RNA, 1437 nt
Organism: Adineta ricciae
Lineage: Eukaryota; Metazoa; Rotifera; Eurotatoria; Adinetida; Adinetidae
Source: the annotation of a GenBank genome assembly
AUGAAAUGUGGUGACGUCAAAAGUGCGGAAGCUGUUUUCGCUGAAUCACGGCGCAAAUCGAUACCGAUGUACGGAGCAAUGAUGAAAGGUAUGCUUCCCCAUCAGUUUAUCCAUAUGAUUUUGCUAAAUGCUGCCCAUUCUGUAGGAUACAUAAAAAAUGAAAUGUCGGAGAAAACGAUCGAUCUUUUCAAACAAAUCAAUGAUCCGAAUGACGUUACCAUCACGCUUGUGAUUCAAGCUCUCAUGAGCUGCAAUAAUGUCAAAGACGCAGAAGCAAUUUUCUAUAGAUCACCACAAAAAACUCUAGAGAUGUAUGGAACAAUGAUGCAAGGGUACAUCAAAAAUGAGAUUCCAGAAAAAGCGGUUAGCCUUUUCAAGCAAGUCAUCAAACCUGAUGAAGUUCUGGUCACACUUUUGUUCAAAGCUUGUACGCAAGUGCCGUCAGAACAAUCGUUGAACUUAGUGAAAAAUAUCUGGGAACAAUAUAGCACUAAACUUGUCCGUAGCGAAACUACACUAACAUCCCUUAUCAAUGUUCUCAUGAAAUGUGGCGACGUCAACAAUUCAGAAACUGUUUUCGCUGAAUCACGAAACAAAUCGUUAUCGAUGUAUGGAGCAAUGAUGAAAGGAUACAUUGAAAAUGAAAUGUCGGAAAAAGCAAUCGACCUUUUCAAACAAGUCGAAGAUCCCCAUGAAAUUAUCCUCACACUACUCUUCAAUGCUUGUGCUCAACUACCCUCACAACAAUCGUUGAGUUUGGUCAAAGCCGUGUGGAAGAAGUAUCAAAACACGUCUCUUCUCCAUGAUCAUGCGCUAACUGCUUUAAUCGAUGCUUUCAUGAAGUGUGGAGAUGUGAAGGGAGCAGAGGCGAUCUUCGACAAGUUACCACACAAAGUGCUACCCAUGUAUGGAGCUAUGAUGAAAGGAUACCUUCUCAAUAAAACACCAAACAAGACUCUUGAUCUCUACCAUCAAACCAAAAACAUGAAGGAAACACAGUCAAAUUUCGUCAUUUAUCUACUUGCGAUCAAUGCAUCGGCACAGAUUGCCAUGGCAUCCCAAUGUCAGGCUAUUGUGGAUGACAUUCCACAGCAUCUGCUUCUCAAUAUUCAGAUUUGCAACUCCUUAAUUGAUAUGUGGGGUAAAGCUGGUUGUGUGCAAAAAGCUGAAGAAGUUUUCGCCAAUCUUUCAUCGAUUGAUCAAGUCGGAUAUGCAUCAAUGAUUCAUGCUUAUGGCAUCAAUGGAAUGGGUGUGAAAGCAGUCGAACUUUUCUAUCAGGCUCCACGAUCGUUGCUUGCUGAUUCCACUUAUGUUUGUGUUCUCAAUGCAUGUUCGCAUGCUGGACUCGUCGAUCAAGCUCGCUCGAUCUUCACCAGCAUCGAAUCGAAAACAGAAAAGCAUUAUGCCGCGAUGGUAAUCGUCAAAUGGAUUGUCUAA